CACAAGUAGCGGCUGCAGAGGGUCACUGCGCGCUUCGCCUUUGCGCGGACGCCGCUUUCCUCCUACUGAGACCCAUCUCCUGGUGGGAUCCGGGCUCCGACGCCAAAGGGCGCAGGAUUCCAGCUGCUGCAGUGCCGGGGAUGCUGAAUCGCAGCUAAGUAAUUAGAAGCUAAGUAAGAGACGGGGAGGGUUGCCGGUGCGCCCCAGAGCGAUGGCGCAGGGCGGCGGGGAGUGGCAGAGCUUGGAGACGCUCCUGCGAAGCAGCCUCCGCGUCCUGCGUAGCAAGUGUGAGCAGCAGCCGGGGAGGCUCCCGGAGAGCGACGAUCGCGCUGGGGAAGAGGAGGAGGAGGAGAAGCAGACGCCGCCGCCGCCCAGCGCCUUGGAGGCCCUGCCGAUUGAUGUGAAGUUAUACAUUAUGUCCUUCCUCACACCCAAAGAUCUGAGUAAUUUGGGAAGCACCAAUCGCUACUGGAGUAUAACAGUCCAGGAUCCCUUACUAUGGCGUUAUUUUCUCAUCUGCGAUCUUCCUUCCUGUCGUUCUAUUGAUUGGGAGUCAGUCCCUGAUGCAAACAUAUUUAAUAAAUCCUUUUUUGAGCUUCAUAAUAGGGCCUCAAGUGACUACAUGGCUGCGUACAGAAAGUGUUGCUCCUGGCGUAAAAGAUGUCCAAAACCCAGCCAACCCACUUCCGGAUCUGUCACUUCCAUGUUACAGUCGGUGAUCACACAGACGGAGCCUCGCUUUGCAAUGUUUGGGCCUGUGUUGGAAGUGCUAGACGACUCUUUGCUGUACAGAAUGGCGGUGUGUCCGGAGAUUUGGCCGCUGGCUGGUUUUCCUUCUGGACAAUUGCAUGGGAUAGAAUUAGGAGUCACAUAUCAUUUGAAUGGCCAGAAAUUCAAUAUUACACUGUGUACAGAAACCAUUGAGGAAAGUCUCACAGAAAAGGAAGAGAACACCAGUCCUGUCAACAAGGUGUUCUCUGCGGAGUCCGGUGUUGAUGGGAAAAUGCAUUACAGUCUGAACAAACAUUUAAAAAACGUGUGCAGACUAAUGGAUGGGUUCAUCUAUCUGGCAUAUGCUGACACUCAUGAAAGACACAACCGUCAACUUGAAUUUGACUGGCUGGCAGCGAUGCUUGACCCAGACCUUGGCCCUACAGAUAGGCCUCUGCUUGUUCUGUCCUGCGUUUCCUGUGCUGAGAUCGAAAGGAUUCCUUGUGUUUACAUGGCGCAUCAGCUACAGCUGAACCUGCUUGGCACGCGGCCAUGGAUGGUUCAGGACACUGAAACUUCCACCUUGGAUGGACUGGUAGAUGGAAUUCAGUGGCUACUGGAACAAAUCAAAUGUAAAAAUGCCCAGUAACCAGGCUUGUUUACAUUCAUUCACAUAUACAUUACUGCAUGCCCACUUGUGGCAAAGGAGAAUGUCACUAUGUCCUUGGGCAUGAAUGGGGGGAUAAAUUUCUCCCUGGCA
This is a messenger RNA of Podarcis muralis (Common wall lizard), 1471 nucleotides long. RefSeq names its product F-box only protein 4-like. Gene Ontology annotation, cellular component: SCF ubiquitin ligase complex. Gene Ontology annotation, molecular function: protein binding. The record is from RefSeq and is a predicted model, not a curated record. NCBI's taxonomy places the organism in Eukaryota, Metazoa, Chordata, Lepidosauria, Squamata, Lacertidae. Gene Ontology annotation, biological process: SCF-dependent proteasomal ubiquitin-dependent protein catabolic process; protein polyubiquitination.